This is a messenger RNA of Histoplasma mississippiense, 1959 nucleotides long. RefSeq lists its product as hypothetical. NCBI's taxonomy places the organism in Eukaryota, Fungi, Ascomycota, Eurotiomycetes, Onygenales, Ajellomycetaceae. The transcript is spliced from 5 exons. Bases 1 to 1959 code for a protein of 652 amino acids. Gene Ontology annotation, biological process: iron-sulfur cluster assembly. Gene Ontology annotation, cellular component: cytosolic [4Fe-4S] assembly targeting complex. The record is from RefSeq and is a predicted model, not a curated record.
AUGUCUGAACUGCAAGAGUUUUUGCUAGUGGUCGACGAUAACAGAGAGCAGGCUCUGGGAAUUGCUAGUAUCGCAGCCCAAAAGGUUGAAAACAAGCAAUCAACUUUGAUUGGUUUAGUUCAGUCUCUGGGUGAAUAUAUCAAUGACGAAAAUCCUGCAAUUCGGGGGAAAGUAGUUUCGUAUUUGACAGCGGUCAUAAAAGCGCUCUCGCCGAAUUUCCUUUCCCGCCAACAAAUACAGGCCCUGACAGACUUCUACUGCGACCGAAUUGAAGAUGGAGGGGCAAUAGCAGGUCUGGAUAGGCUUCAAGGUCUUGAUCGUUUUACCAAAGAUAUGACUGAGAGGGUUAUACGAUCGACAGGUGACAGAUAUGUACCUCCGCAAUCGAGAUUUUCAGAGAGACGCUUAUCAAAACACACAGCACUGCAAGAUAUGGGCGAUGAAUCGCUAGUUGGGAUUGUUGACCUUGUGAGCGGAGAGAGAGACCCAAGGAAUCUCAUGCUCAUUUUCUCCAUUCUCAAGGUCCUUAUGGUGGAAUGGGAUAUAUCGAACCAUGUCCAGGUUGCGCACCCGGCCACUGAACUGCACGUUGGACUUCAGAAUUCCACGUCGCUGAAUGUGAAGAAAGACGCUUUGAACUCGCUUUAUGCAUGCAUAUCCUCAUUCGACCCGGCCACUGUGUCGCGCUACUCGAUAAGCGUAUGGGAUACUUUGAAAUUUGAGAUUCUUCAUGCGCAGGAAGAAAUUAUUGCGGAAGAGUCAUUGAGAGUGCUUCAAUGCCUAGCAAGGCGACUUUCCACCAUUACCACGAAAUCCCAAACUUCCGCUCUCGUACAAUAUCUGAAACCAAUAACGAAGGAAUGUAAUGAACAACUACGCGAACCACAACAGAAACAAGCUCAACCAGCGCGACAAAUCCUGAGAUCACUUUCAUCUGCCUCUUUGACAUCCUUUACACUGAUUAUUCAGGACGUCAUUGUACCAUUACUUACUGUUUAUCAAAAUGCUCAUGGAAUUGCCAAACAAAGAGGUCUCCUAGAGGCUUUCGUUGCACUAUUUGACUCCGCCAUUGAUAUUCUUGGAACAUGGACUACUCCCGGAUCAGAUUUUUCGCAGGAAAACCCUCUCAGCCCCUUUGAGGAGCGUUUACUUGAAAUCUUCAGCCAAGCGCUGAUGGGGUCCGCGAAGGAUGAGACCUCGUUCCGGCUUACCUCCAUGCAAGGCCUGCUUCGCCUAUCCAUCCUUCGAGGGUUCUUACAGGAUAACGAAAUAGGCCUUUUUGUACAGUAUCUCGAUGACAUUCUGCUGACGGAGACAUCGGGAAAACCCGAGCUCAGGAAGGCAGCAAUAGACGCUCUGGCUGGAAUAUCGGAACACAAACCGCGCCUCAUUAUGGAUAUCUCAUUUCCAGCUCUCAUGGCUAUGCUUCCAGAUUCUGACAAAGGUGUAGAUCCUGCAUAUCUCAGUAUUCUCGAAAUCCUUGCUCAGAUCAGUAUUGGGAAAGACAUAUUCGAAACCCUCGUCCGGCGCCUCUUGGGCCGGUUGGAGAUUUUACUACUGCCCGGAAAUACAAGCACUUCUGCAUACCCCCGUGCGAUUUUGUUGACGAUACUAUACGCCAUGGAUCGAAAAGGAUUGGAAAAUGACUCUACCAUUGAUUAUUAUUAUGAUCAGAUACUGGUAAAAUUGAGCAGGCAAGCGGCUAUUGCAACCCUCGAAAAUGAUACUACGACAGUUAUGAAAGACCCGUCCGUUCUUGACGUUCUUGGGCGUCUGUUCAAUCUCAUAGUCCGUUCUCUCCCUCUCAAGAAACAGGAUGAAGUUUGCGAGAAUGUUUACAGCCUUUUUGCAACAAAUGAUGACUUUGUUCCAGUCCCAUUUUCAUCAAAUGUCACACCCCUUCGACGGCAAACCAUGAUCCUGUCAACUUACCUUCUGCUGGACUACCAAAGACUCUAA